Molecule: messenger RNA, 1179 nt
Organism: Cladophialophora yegresii CBS 114405
Lineage: Eukaryota; Fungi; Ascomycota; Eurotiomycetes; Chaetothyriales; Herpotrichiellaceae
Exons: 2
Coding region: 1-1179 (392 amino acids)
Biological process (GO): inner mitochondrial membrane organization
Cellular component (GO): mitochondrial inner membrane
Source: RefSeq, a predicted model, not a curated record
AUGCCUCUAGUUGCGGCCCAGAGCUUGCGACGGCUGACCCAUCUGCCCGCCAAAUGGGCUUACCCGGCUCACCUGGUCGCGGGACGGAGAGUCGGCGGGUACAAAUACAUCACGGUCCAAGCCACGCCUGCAACGGACACCAGCACAAUCAACAUUGCCGGCAGAUCAGUGUCUGCUUCAUCUCCAGACGCCACGUUCGAGGUCAUUGGAAGUCCAAACUCGCUCUUGUCUGUCACGCUCUCGCCCUCUCAAGAUCUAUACGCACGGCGCGGAACAUUGGUGGCCUUUGCCGGCGAUCCCAACGGGACUGUCUCAACCCUGCGAAUCCUCAACCCCGUCCGACGCGCCCUAGUAGGCAUCCCGUUCCUGUAUCAGAAAAUCACAUCGACUUCAUCCGUCAAUGCGCUGAUAUCGACGCGAUCGCCCUUGACCACGUUCGCUAUCCUCCAACUAGACGGAACUACGGAUUGGAAGCUAGCCCAGAGAAAAGCCCUGUUGGCAUGGACUGGAAGCACGCUCUCCGUGAAGCCGAGCCUCAAUGCGCGAUUUGCUCCGGCAUAUUGGGGAAGUUCCGACGUGACAGGGAGAGGAUUGCUCGCCCUUGCGGGUCAAGGGCAGGUCUACUCGGUCGAACUCUCGGCAGGGGAGACAUACAUUGUGCACCCGUCACAUAUACUGGCUUAUACCGCUUCGUCGCCGUCACCGGCACCGCAACCAUUCCGGUUCAAGUCAACAAACAUUCGGUUUCAGAUACCCCUUCAGCUUGGGAACUUCUUCCCGUCUUCCAAAUUCGUCGAGACGCUCAAAACGAGCAGCGCCUAUAAAUUCGUCGCAAACGCAUUGUACAGCAUACGGACGUGGAGUCGGAGGACUAUCUGGGGAGACAGGCUAUUUCUACAGUUCCAAGGGCCAGUCACCCUUUUGAUUCAAAGCAGGGCCGCGAGGGUCAACGAUGUCCUGACCGCUCGAGACGUGAACGAGAUCGCCGAUACACCCGCCGGUGCUGUCCAGGAGGCUAUGUCCAAUGUGCCUUCUACGGGAUCAGCCUCGUCCAAGCCAGCGGUUGCGGUACCAAUUGCGACAUCAUCUUCGCAGCCACGGUUGUCGACUGCAACCAUCAGUCGCGAUGGAAAGGUCUCGUUUGAGCCGUCACAGAGCUCAGGGUCGGUGAAGCCCUAG